CAUCGAGUGGAAUUAAGUACAGCUACAAAGUUGUAUCUCCAUAUUUCUUUGUGUCCUUAUCUUCAGUUCAUAUCGGACACUUUAGAAAAGCGCCCAGACAAGAGGCGGGCCAUGGGAUCUGGUAUCCUCAUACUUACCAUUUGGAUUCUAUACAUAUCACUGGCCGAAUGCUGUACCGGUGACAUGCGUCCUUAUGUCGACAUUAGAUGUUAUGUACAGGGGAAUUUACUCCGGCCAAGUUCUCCUGGGACGUAUCUGAAUCUUAAUACAUGUGUUUUCGAAGGCAUACCAAGCCAUACUGUCAUAGAUCACAGGCCGGAAUGUGAUCGGGUACUGUUUGGCGAAACAGUCCACGUUUCCAGCGGACACAGUUCCCACAGUUCUGGUGGAUCAGGGGUUAUACCUUCUGUCCAUACGACUGCAUCACAUGUAGAUCAACAUAAUUUAUGCCUCCAUAAUCACACAUAUUACAGAG
Messenger RNA from Saccostrea cuccullata (small rock oyster), 475 nucleotides. RefSeq lists its product as uncharacterized. The record is from RefSeq and is a predicted model, not a curated record. The transcript has 4 exons. The annotation marks the transcript as partial. Lineage: Eukaryota; Metazoa; Mollusca; Bivalvia; Ostreida; Ostreidae.